This is a messenger RNA of Xenopus laevis (African clawed frog), 6931 nucleotides long. RefSeq names its product family with sequence similarity 78 member B S homeolog (gene fam78b.S). The coding region runs from base 972 to 1763 and encodes 263 amino acids. The record is from RefSeq and is a predicted model, not a curated record. Lineage: Eukaryota; Metazoa; Chordata; Amphibia; Anura; Pipidae. The transcript has 2 exons.
GACUGUGAGAGUGCACGUGAGUGUCAGUGCGCGCGUGUGUGGGGGUAUCAGGGGAUUUAAACCUAAUCUUAGCGUGGCCGGGAAGGGACAAAUCUAGUGUACGGGUGAUACGCGAUUAUUUACGGGGUGACAUAAAGUACAGGAAUGAAUAUAGACAUCGGGAUGGAGGUGAUGAUGGAGAAUAUAAAUAACAAAGAAGGGAGAGUAUGGAGGAUGUAGAGACCCUGUCACCCCUGACAGAGCGAUCCCCGGAGCAUUAGGUCGCUAUUGGCUGUUGCUGCUGAACAUCAUGCGGCGCCUUCGGAUCGGCUGCCUGUACUAGACUAGGGCUCUCCCCGAACCCGUCCCUGGCGGUAUGACAGCUCCGUGGGUGGGAGGAUCAGCCCUCCCCCUCCUCCUCAUUGUGCUGAAUGAGAGACAGAGCGGCUGAAAUCAAGAGCAGGAGAAAAUUCCCCAUCCGACAAGGACAUCAGCCCCCGGCCACCUGGGACAUGACAAGCCCUGGCAGCCCCAGUAGUAGCAGUAGUAGUAUCAGCAGCCCCAGCACCAGCAGCAGCAGGAGGGCACGGGAGGAGAGGCUGGGUGGGGGCAGCAGGGAGGUUACAGGGCGGCAGGAUUCGGUGGCAGGUGGCGGCGGCGGCACAGACAAACAGAAUGGUAGGGAGAUGAAGAGAAGCAGGAGGGGGAACUGGGAGGGGGGUAUCGCUCCAUCACUGACUAGCGGUAUAAUAUUACCAUCUGGCUGCAGCAAGUGAAGAAGAGGCAGCGGCACAUUAGACAAAACACACAUACUACACCGCUGCACUCACUCUCACUCACUCACACUCACUCACUUCUCCUGCACAUGCUGCUCCCCCCUUCCCCGGGUCUGUCAGUCCGUGUGUCCCAGAGGAACCUCUUUCACCCUCGCACUUGCCCUCACCCCUCUCAUUGAUGCCUGUGCCCUCCUGCCCCCGAGUCCAGCACCGACCAUGGGCUGCCUGCAGAGUCUCACCUGCAAGUCUCGCGUCCGGAGGGAGAACAUCACCGUGUACGACGUGUGCGCCACCAUCGACCAGUGCCCGACCUCCAUCGAGGAGAACUCGCCCAUUGUCUUAAGGUACAAGACUCCUUACUUCAAAGCCUCGGCGCGGGUGCUCAUGCCCCCCUUACCUCGCUGCGAGACCUGGGUGGUGGGCUGGAUACAGGCGUGCAACCACAUGGAAUUCUUCAACAUCUACAGCGACCUGGGCAUGUCAAGCUGGGAGCUGCCAGAUUUGAGGGAAGGGAGAGUAAAAGCAAUCAGCGAUUCGGACGGCGUAAGUUACCCUUGGUAUGGAAAUACCACUGAAACUGUGACCUUGAUGGGACCUACCAACAAAAUCUCCAGAUUCUCCGUUAGCAUGAAUGACAACUUCUACCCCAGUGUGACGUGGGCAGUCCCCAUCAGUGAAUGCAACGUGCCCUUGCUCACCAGGAUCAAGAGAGACCAAAGUUUUACCACCUGGUUAGUAGCUAUGAAUACCACCACCAAGGAAAAAAUCAUUCUGCAGACUAUAAAAUGGAGGAUGAGGGUAGACAUUGAGGUGGAUCCAAACCAGAUGCUGGGUAAACGUGCCAGGCUGGUGGGGAGGACUCAACAGGAGCAGCCUAGGAUUUUAAGCCGCAUGGAGCCUAUCCCACCUAAUGCACUGGUAAAACCUAAUGCCAAUGAUGCACAGGUCCUUAUGUGGAGACCAAAAAGAGGACAGCCUGUGAUAGUCAUCCCACCCAAAAAGGAAUGAAGGGCAUGGGUCUUUUGGGAACAUAUUCUUUAUAGCUUGCAAAGACCACGUGGAGGAUUUAAGGUACAGAACUCUUUACAGUGAUUACCAUGUGCACUUUUGGAAGGAACACAGACAUUUUAUACAUUUUAUUUAUUUGAGACAAAUGGCAUUUGUUAUUCACAUUUCAUAGUGCCCGUGGCCAAACAUAAAUAAUAACUCCAGGAAGAUCUUCAGUACAGUGACAUGCUAUUGCCACUGUUUGCAUCAGCCAAUUAGGUGCAUAUAAGGGAAACAGGGGGCUGAAAUGCUGAAACCAUGUGGGGUAACAUUGGUGUGAAGUGUUAUGUUCCAUAUCAGUUAGAGAUUAACCUUAAAUAGGGAUGGGGUGCAAGAAUUAUGCAAAAAGAGAGCUGACAAAAUGAUAUAUGUCAUUGACAUAUCCCUUUCCCUAAAAUUUAUGGAAAAGCAUUUUAUACUAUCCUCUUUAAUCAAAUUCUUUCUUUCAAGCAACCUGCUGUAUCUCCUGGCAUUCAGUGUCCUUGUGACUGGUGGUAGUUAAUAUUUAGUAACAGCUGGAAAGGCACGGGUUGGACUACUAGCCUGAGAUGAUGAUUUAAAGAACAAACAACACUAAAAAAGCUAAAGUGUUUACCUGCAAUGGCAUAAUAGUUAUUCAUGACAAUAUCGAGAGCCUAUUUAUAGAUUUUUUUUUUUUUAAUGCUGGGGAAAUUUCACAUUAACUUCCUGUGAAGAUUAUUGUUUGUUAUUAGCAGCUAUUUUAUAUAUGUUUUUUUUUAAUCAAGAUUUCAGGGAUCCAGCAGUCAUAAGUAUCAUAAAUGUAUCACAAAUGAAUCCAAAAUAGCAUUAUACAUAGCCUAAUAUGGCGAGCUUUGUAAACUCUUUCCAUACUUGGUACACAACCAAUCAUGACUUUUUCUUCCGAUUUUUUCCUAUCAUUUUUCUAAAAUCUUCCACCCUCUUAAAUUUUUCUCAGUAGCAGUCAGCGCCCUAGUUGUUUUUAUUGCACUAGUUAAUAUAUUUCUCAGCAACACCCACUGAGCAUUCUCAAAUUUCAGCCUAACUGGCCUUUAAACCCCUGGCCAGCCCUACAAUGUGAGGACUGCUGUUUUAGAGAAUUGUUGACCAAGAUUAACAUAAGAAAAUUAAUCUAAUUCAUCCUUAAAAUGUAAAUUUUGGAAAAAUGGUCAUCAUUGUGGUGCACAGCUUAAACACAGGCCCGGAUUUGUGGAGAGGCCACCAAGGCCCGAACGGCAGGAUUUUAGGGGCCGGCUUGCUGCCCAACCACACCCACAUUGGUUCAGAAACACUGGGGAUGAGCAGGAGAUAUGAUUUUUCUUAAAAAUUUCCUGUACGCCAAUCCCCAUUGCUCUGGUCUGGCCCUGCUUAAACACAAGGUAUUUUUAAGGAUAAGUACACAUUUAGCUCUGAAUUUCGGUGUCCACAUUCUUGAUAUUACUGACGGUUGAUACAUAAUAUCUGGUAGGGCUUCAUGCAUAUUUUCAUAACAUUUUGUGUUCCAUGAACAGGAAAAAUCUGCUAUAAACAUACUUGUACUACCUUACAAUCCUUAAUAAUACAAGGUCAGCAGCAACAUUUAAAGUGUGACAGGUUUCAGCCAAGGGUAUUUGUUGUAUCCCUGGGCUCCAUGGCCCUGUGGUCAAUAUUAUAUUACACAAGAGCCAUGAAUAAACUGUGAAUUAUAUGCUUAGCGUUAGUUCUUUAGGGUGUUAACUGAGUCACAAGACUCUUGUGUAUUAUAACAAAUAGCCCCACUGUUUUAUAAACAUAUUACAAAGCUCCAAGAACUGUACAAAAGCAAUGAUUGCACCCUACUGUUAUUAUAUGGUCAUGGCACUCUUUGGUGACUUCUAAUAUCUAUAAUAUUUAUAGCCCCCAAAUUCCCCCCCCCCCCAAAAAAAUUGAAUUCGCAAACAAUACAGUGCCCAGGUAAUAAAAAAGCAGCUUGGCCAUCUCUGGUACAGAAUUAUUAUAUAAUUAUGAACGUAUAGCUUAUAAACAUGGUAUAUAUUUUUUUUUUAUUUAUAAACAGGGCCUAGUACUAGAUUUUUGUCAGAAGGUACUGACAGAUAUAUAGGGUUUCAAAACCAUGAUUUUUUUGUUUUGUUCAAAUCACCUGUACUUCUGCCAGGGAAGAGAACUGUACAGGAGGGGGGGGAGCCAGAUGGCCAUUUUGAAGAAGAUAUCAAUUUGUUCUGUUAAAUAUUCUUGUAAGCCUAUUAAAAAAAGGCACUUAGGGUAAGAGUGGGAGUGAAAACUUAUUUUCAACAUAAAAUAUUUUUGGAACAUCUGUCUAAAUCGCUGGUAGAACACCGUUUUCAGAUAUCUAGAAGCUGAGUGGCAGGGCUGCUGAACAUACAUUGGACCUCAAAGCAGGACAUGAACAAAAAAAAAUCUGAAAUCCCCCACAGUAUUGUUCUCAUGCCUUAACUCUUCUCUUCCCCACAGUGCGUAUUUACUGAGAUGUCAAAUUCUGUACCGCUGGUUACAAUAACCUAAUGUCUUAUUGAUUAUCUGUGCUCUUUUGGGCAUAUUCUGUGUUCUCUUGGUGGGCACUUAGGACAGAGAUGGGCAGUUCUCAGCCUACACUAAGGAAAACAUUUAAAGAAAAACUAAGAAAAAUCUGAGUAUUAAAGGAGAAUCACAACAAUGUUUUUUUGUCCUUUAGCGUUUGAUUAUGAGAUAUAGAGGUUUGUCUGAAAACUUGGCUUUGUGUAAGAUACACUAAGGCGCAGUGCAGAGAGUUGGCUGUUGCGGGCACAUGGUGGCAUUUUGUUCUUCUGCACAAAGGGCAUGCUUGAGACAUUCUCAUUAAAUUUCCAUUUGCCUGUAUCAUGUCGCUAGCUGGCCAACUGUGAAUAUGGGAUAUUGAAAACAUCAAUAUUCCACAAACCUUUAUUGAAGUGAAAUGAAAAAAAAAACCCAGCUGUGCCCUUAUUAAUUGUUAUUUUUCUGGCCACUGCAUUCAAUUGCUUUCUUUCCGAUAUCUGACAGCUGUGCAGAAACGGCAGUGUCCAAAACCUGAGCCAAUUGCUGUUUGGCAAACAAAGCAGAUGCUGUUUAAUCCAUGUCCUGGUGCUUGAUAGAGAGUUGCCCUUUGAUAAUAGUUAUAUUUGGGAAAUGUACACAAAACAAUGCAUUUGAACCCUUUGUGCUGUUUUUAAUAUUGAUUUAACUCAUUAGUAGUUAUGUUUCUACCAUGAACUACCAAGGCAGGUCCCUGUACUCUAUUUUGGAGUGUCUUCCAGGAAUUACUUUAUUGAGCAGGGGUGGACAGAGUAAUGCCAUAAUAUCUCGCACUUUACACAUCCCCUAAGUUGAUGUUUGGGCACAUCCCAACACAUAGUCAUGUCGUUACCACCUGCCCUAUGUAAUGCUCUCACUACACUGUGCAAAGAGCAGCUAUGUUCCUGCUAAAAGGGUUUUGAGAAUGAGGACUAAGGGCUGCAAUUUUAUAUCUCCAAGUGCUGUUGCACUUGUGGCAGAGACAUAAGUAUAAAAUCCAUUUCUGUGUUGGAUGUAAUAUUUGGAUGAUUGAGACACCAUGAUGUGUUUCAAAUAAAUGACAACAAUGAACUUGUCAGUAGUCUGGGGCAGGAUAAGCAGUCAUAUAAUCAUAGCUGUUCUGUUAUAUAAAAAUAACAGGUCAGAUUCUUGUAGAGUACUUGACAAGGAUGCAACGUGCGAACUGCAGUUCAGCAGAGCUGACAGAGCUGACAAUGUGCACUUAGCAACAAUUUGCAUUUUGAGCUAUAAUAGAAAAAUAAUUCGAUAUCAGUAUCUUUAUCGCAGCCCAGUGUCUCAGUGUAUUCACCUGCCUUCCUAGCUGACAACUGCAGCUGUUAAGUUUAUUUCUAUAGAAUAAAGAGAAUAAAUAAUUCACGCUGAAUAAAUGCAGCGAAGCACAAGCUGAAUCCUGGUAAAAAGGGAGACCUUGCCCCAGAGAGCUUUUCAUCUAAUUAAGAGGUGGGCAUCUGACAGUUGUAGACGAUAGGCAAGAUGUAGUGUGCAUGAUACUAGACCCUCUCAUCACCCGUCUUUUCACAGAUCAGUAGAUUUAAAGAUAUCUCCUUGUAUAUUUGCUAUUCUUAUGAGAAAGAGGUUUGUCUAUACCUUUGUCCCAUUUACUUCCUGACUUCUGCUGUAUCAGGGGAUCACAAACAAUAGGUACAGAGAAAACUCAACAGCCCUGUAUUCCAAGUCAUUUGAAAUACAGGAACUGCUUCAUUGCAGCCAAAUCAACAUGCAACUGCUUGAGGCUACCAGGUGGUCUUGGGAGUUGUAGUUCUACAAAAAAAUGGGUUCCGUUUAGACAUCUCUGAUUUACAUGUUAUUUUUGCCCUUGGAUUUGAGUCUUGGGCUUCUUCUAUUGAGAUGGCCUCCUAAUCUCUAUCUGUGUACAUAGUAUUAUCCCCACCCACUCCUGUCCCCAUCACAUUUUCCCAACAUGUCUUUUCCUUAUAGAUUUUCCCAAAUCAAACUCCUUUAUAGUGGUAACACCCAGUGGUGACAGAAUAGCAACUCAGGGAGAGACCCACGUGCUGAUUCAGCUGCUGUUGUGCCAGCAUCUUUCUGCACUUCAGCGUCAGCUCUUUGUUCAUUUAUAGAAGGUUUUUUUUAAUUUAGUAAAUCACAGGUGCAGAUUUCUGUAUCUACUUUUUAUUUAGAAAAAACCAGCAGCACCAAGCAAAGCACAUUUUGUACUACUGUAGAGCACAACUGUCUUUAUUGUUGGUAAGACUACAAUUUAUAUGAUAUUAGUUUGGGUGGUAACAAUUCAAUCCUUUUGUUAUUCUGUCAGGGAUGUCUAAUCUGAUAUUUUGUAGCUGUUGCUACUCUACAACUCCCAGCACCUCAAGACAAAGUGACACAUUAAGUAUUUUUCCUUAAAAUUUCCCUGGUCACCCUGUACUUUCCCUCUGACCCUGGACACCGUUACUUACUUACUUACAAAUCUUAAAUAGCUGGAAGAGCAAACUACCUCAUUUUAAUGUUGCUAAUGAGCUGUUGUAAGACUACAACACCCAUCAUCACCAGACAGCUUUCUCCUAUACUAUUGCUCCAUGCUUUAUAACAGUGGUCCCCAACCAGUAGCUCGUGAGUGACAUGUUGCUCUCCGACCCCUUGGAUGCUGCUCCCCAUGGCCU